Kwoniella shivajii is the source of this 1209-nucleotide messenger RNA. RefSeq lists its product as uncharacterized. NCBI's taxonomy places the organism in Eukaryota, Fungi, Basidiomycota, Tremellomycetes, Tremellales, Cryptococcaceae. Gene Ontology annotation, biological process: protein phosphorylation; intracellular signal transduction. The coding region runs from base 1 to 1209 and encodes 402 amino acids. Gene Ontology annotation, molecular function: MAP kinase activity; ATP binding. The transcript is spliced from 10 exons. Gene Ontology annotation, cellular component: cytoplasm; nucleus. The record is from RefSeq and is a predicted model, not a curated record.
AUGGCAUCCUCAACUCGUCGCUCGGGUCCUACAGAAGUAAGAGAACAAGCAAAAGUAUCUGCUGCACGAUCAAAUCAAGGUGCAGGUCAGCCUCAAGAAAGGACUACUAAAGGCAACUCAGCCAGUGCACCUAGGAAAGUCAAAUUCAACGUUGGUCACACAUACCAUGUCCUCGACGUCAUUGGAGAAGGUGCAUAUGGAGUGGUAGCAUCUGCAGUACAUAGACCAUCAGGAACAAAAGUCGCCAUUAAGAAAAUAGCACCUUUUGAUCAUUCAAUGUUCGCUUUACGUACUUUGAGAGAACUGAAAUUACUCAAAUACUUUGCCGAAGAAGGUGUCAGCGAAAACAUCAUUUCAGUACUCGAUAUUAUCCGACCUGCAUCGUAUGAUAGCUUCAAAGAAGUAUACUUGGUACAAGAAUUACUGGAAACGGACUUACAUCGAGUGAUCCGUACUCAGGAUCUUUCAGAUGAUCAUUGUCAAUAUUUCCUAUAUCAGACUUGCAGAGCUUUGAAAGCACUUCACUCAGCGGAGAUCAUUCACAGAGAUCUCAAACCUUCAAAUCUACUCUUGAACGCAAACUGUGAUCUGAAAGUAUGUGAUUUCGGUUUAGCUAGAUCCACUCAAACCUCUCUUCCUGAUGGUGCCAAUCAAGGAUUCAUGACUGAAUAUGUCGCUACUAGAUGGUAUAGAGCUCCGGAAGUUAUGCUUUCCUUCAGAAUGUACACAAAGUCGAUCGACGUGUGGUCAGUAGGUUGUAUCUUAGCUGAGAUGUUGAGUGGUAAACCUUUAUUCCCUGGAAGGGAUUAUCAUCACCAACUUUCUCUCAUUCUGGACGUGCUCGGUACACCCACCAUCGAAGAAUUUCAGGCUAUCACCUCCAAGAGAUCAAAGGAAUAUGUCAGGACUUUGCAAUUCCGUAAACAAAGAACGUUCCAAUCGUUAUAUCCUAAUGCUUCCCCUGCGGCCAUCGAUUUCUUGAGUAAGACGUUGACUUUUGACCCAAAGAAGCGUUUCACUGUGGAACAAUGUCUUUCACACCCUUAUCUUGACGCAUACCAUGAUCCAGAAGAUGAACCAUCCGCCAAACCACUUGCACCCAGUUUCUUCGAUUUCGACAUGAUGAAAGACGAGAUCAGUAGGGAAGAAUUGAAGAGAUUGUUGUUCGAAGAGAUCAUGACUUUUGGUAGUACAUCCGGAAAUCAAUGA